Messenger RNA from Nelumbo nucifera (sacred lotus), 5753 nucleotides. Its product is annotated as Duplicated homeodomain-like superfamily protein. Lineage: Eukaryota; Viridiplantae; Streptophyta; Magnoliopsida; Proteales; Nelumbonaceae. The record is from RefSeq and is a predicted model, not a curated record.
AAGAGAAUACCGAGAGAGAGAUAAUCUAGCGGACACGACAGGAGAUUGGAAUUUCGUUUAAUGGCGCCGUGAAAUGAGUUACCCUCCCUCUCCCUCCAUUGAAAUUCAGUCUGUUGUCUUUUCUCCGCUCGGAGUCUGAGAGACGACCAUCGCUGGCGACGGUCGCUGAUUAAUUACUCUGCCUACAUAUUUAUUUCUCCACUAUCGAAGUAUAACCGAGGACGGCUUGUUCUCGACUUCAAAGAGGCGCUCUUUAUUUAUCUGUUUUUCGCCAUUGGAGAUCUCUUUCACUAUGGUGGUUCGGUUUCGUUAUUGGCUGUUGGGUUGUUCCUCUGGUGUUUUCUUGUGCACGGGCCUUUUCAAACCCUAGCUGAGAGGGCGUUGAUAGGUGAAGUCUCGUGUUUCCUUCGGCUUUAGAAUUUUUUGGUUGCCGAUGCUCUUGACUGCUUUUUCAUGCCGCCGGAACCCUUGCCCUGGGAUCGGAAGGAUUUCUUCAAGGAGAAGAAGUACGAGAGGCCGGAAGCCUUAGGCCCUGUUUCCAGAUGGAGGGACUGUCACUCUCAUCACGGAUCACGGGAGCUCGCUCGAUGGGGUUCAGACGAGUUACGCAGGCCUCCAGGUCAUGGUAAGCAGGGUGGUUAUCAGCUGUUCUCGGAAGAAUCUGGACAUGGAUGUACGCCUUCGCGGUCAAGUGAGAGGAUGGUGGAAGACGAACUCUGCCGGCCAUCUGCGUCCCGUGCUGAGUGGAAGUAUGGCAGGAACAACAGGGAGAACAAAGGGUUUUUCAGCCAGAAGGAAUGGAAAGGGCACCUGUUGGAUACCAGUGACGCCUCUGUUUGUUCGUCAGGCAGGCAGCAUGAUUUAAGUUCUCAUAGGUCAGUUGAUGAUCUGCUAACAUACACAUCUCACCCUCAUUCUGACAUUGAAAAUUCGUCAUGGGAUCAACUCCACUUAAAAGAUUAUCAUGAUAAGAUGGGUGCAGUGGAUGGCUUGGCCACAGGCCACAGAUAUGACAAAGACCAUACACUGGGCUCGAUUGCUUGGAAGCCUCUGAAAUGGACCCGAUCUAGUAGCUUGUCAUCACGAGGCUCUGGAUUUAGUCAUUCAAGUAGCUCAAAAAGCACCAGAGCCGAUUUGGAUGAUACUAAGCUUGAAUCACAAGAUGGAAAAGCAACUCCAUUUCAAUCCUCUUCUGGGGAUGCUGCUGCAGGUGUAACAUCCAGUACACCAUUUGAAGAUACAUGCUCAAGGAAGAAGCAGCGGCUUGGAUGGGGCCAGGGUCUGGCAAAGUAUGAAAAGGAGAAGGUCGAAGGUCAUGAUGAGACUACCUGCAAAAGUGAAUUGCUCCCAUGUUCCAACAACAUGAGAACAAGCAAUGGUUCCAUUCCAAGUUUAUCUGACAAAAGCCCUAGAGUCACAGGUUUAUCAGAAUGUGCAUCUCCUGCAACUCCCUCAUCUGUUGCAUGCAGUUCAUCACCAGCAGGUAUGGAGGACAAGCCUUAUAACAAGGUGUCAAAUAUUGACAAUGAUGCAAGUAAUUUAAGUAGCUCACCAGGUCAUGGGUGUCAUAGUUGCCUUGAGGGGUUCUCUGCCAUUGCUGAGAAUUUGGAGCUGAAUCCUCUUGCUAGUUUAAACUCACUGCUUGCUGAUUUCCUACAAGCUGAAGAUGCAAGCUCUGGAGACUCUAGUUUUGUGAAAUCAACUGCUAUGAAUAAGUUGAUGCUAUUAAAGGGUGAUAUAUUGAAGGCUCUGGAAAAAACUGAAUGUGAAAUUGAUUUACAUGAAAGUGAACUCAAAUGUUUGAGUUCUGAACCUAAAAGAACUGAUUCUUGUUUGAUUGCAUCCAAAUUCUUACAAGUAGAAGGUGCAUUAAAACCGUGUGAAGCUGCUGAUGACUCAGAACCUGGUCCCUUGAAAGUUGUUGAGGAGCCUCUUCUAUGUAAUGACAGAUUGGAUGAAGUUAAUUGUGAAAUUAAAGAUGUGGAUAUUUAUAGUCCAGGAACUGCUUCCUCCAAAUGUGUUGAACCUCUAUCCUUGGAGAAGCAGGUUUCUUUAUCUGAUGUGGUGAAGCAUGAUGACUGUUCUGUAGCAUGUGACAAUGCCAUGCCUCAUUCUGACACAGAAAGUGUGCUGCAUGCUUCAAUCUUGGCUUACAACAGAGAUUGUGCAAGAAAAGCAUCUGAAGUAUUUAAUAAACUAUUGCCAUCUGAUCGAGAUCAGACAAAUACAGUGGGCUGUAAUAGUGUUUCAUCUGUGCAGAACAACUUGCUCAUCAAAGAGAAGCUGGCAAUGAGGAAGUGUUUUAUAAAAUUCAAGGAGCGAGUUCUUACUCUCAAGUAUAGGGCAUUUCAACACCUGUGGAGGGAAGAUAUGCGUUUGAUUUCUCUAAGGAAGUGCCGUGCAAGGUCUCAGAAACGGUUUGAGCUAAGCUCACGAACUUUGCACAAUGGGAGUCAGAAGCAUCGAUCUUCAAUUCACUCUAGAUUUACUUCACCUGCAGGUAACUUGACCCUGGUUCCUACGACAGAGAUAGUUGAUUUUGCUGGCAAGCUGCUAUCAGAUUCCCAAAUUAAGGUUUGCAGGAAUAGUUUGAGAAUGCCAGCUUUGCUUUUGGAUGAGAAGGAGAAAAGGCUCUCUAGUUUGGUUACAAGUAAUGGAUUAGUCGAAGAUCCAUGUGCUGUUGAAAAGGAGCGGGCAAUGAUCAACCCAUGGACAUCUAAAGAAAAGGAAAUUUUCAUGGAAAUGCUUGCAACAUUUGGGAAGGACUUCAAAAAAAUUUCCUCUUUCCUUGAUCAUAAGACAACGGCAGAUUGCAUUGAAUUCUACUAUAAGAACCAGAAAUCUGAGAGCUUUGAGAAAAUAAAGAAAAAAUUGGAACUUAGAAAACAAGAACAAAGCUUCCCUAGCAACACAUACCUAGUCACCUCAGGGAAGAAGUGGAAUCGUGAUGGGAAUGCUGCUUCACUUGAUUUGUUAGGGGCUGCUUCAGUGAUAGCAGCUACUGCUGAUGCCAAUUUCAAGACAAAGCAAAAUUGUGGUGGAAAGUUGUUUUUGGGAGGGUAUAAUGACCAUAGUUUAUCUCAGGGUGAUGAUUGCAAUUUAGAAGGGUCAAGUAGUGUUGAUAUUCUUGGGAAUGAAAGAGAAGCUGCUGCUGCUGAUGUGUUGGUUGGUAUAUGUGGUGCUUUAUCAUCAGAGGCAAUGAGCUCUUGUGUUACGAGCUCAAUUGAUCCAGGAGAGGGCUGUCAGGAGUGGAAGCGCCAGAAGGUGAGCUCAGUGAAAGAUCGACUGUUGACCCCUGAAGUUUCACAGAACAUUGAUGAUGAAGAAACUUGUUCAGAUGAGAGCUGUGGGGAACUGGAUUCUGUGGAUUGGACUGAUGAGGAAAAGUCGGUCUUCAUCCAGGCACUGAGAUUAUAUGGCCGGGAUUUUGCCAAGAUCUCUCGAUAUGUCAGGACAAGGUCCAGGGAUCAAUGCAGGAUCUUCUUUAGCAAGGCUCGGAAAUGUCUUGGUUUAGAUGUGCUUUAUCCUGGGACAGUCAAUGAAGAAAUGCCAGGGAGUGACACCAAUGGCGGGAGGAGUGACACUGAAGACGCUUGUCUUGUUGAGUUGGAAUCAGCUAUUUGCAGCAACCAGUCAUGUUCCAAGAUGGAGGUUGAUCUGGCAUCAUCUGUGACAAACAUGAAUGGUGGGGUAUCUCUACAGGUAGAACCCUCCCAUCUGCAGAUUGACUUGGAUAGAUCAGGUGAAAAACAUGGGAUAGAGACACAAAAUAGAGAAGCCUCUGAGAUGAAAGUUGAAACCAUGGUGCCAGACGAGUGUCGGGCAGGGGCAGAGUCUGCCAAGGUUUUAGAUGCUGAUAACAAUUCCAUUGGCCCAGAGGUGGUUAACAGAGAUGAUGUGAAUGUAGAUGUGGUUUUGAACAGUGAGCCAAACGUGCAACUUUCUGGAAGUGUUGCUUUGGCUGAUGAGAGAGAGAUUGUUAAAGAACCACAUACUGAUAAAGUCAUCGUUCCCAAGGAAGAGCCUGUAUCUGCAUGUGAACAGGAGGAAGUUGGCCAGUUUAAAUCAAUUGCUGCAGCUGAUCUCCACCCAUUGCCAUGUAGUGAUUGUGAGGACUCUAAAGUUGAUCUAGAUAAAAGACAAGAAGUGUCUGAAAAAGUGCUGAUUGAUGGGCAGGAUCCCGCAAAUGGUAUAGACAGAAAUAGUUGUACAGGUACAUCCUGCAUCUUCACGACUGAAUCAAGUGCAAAGAGGGAAGGUGUUAAUCCAGCAUAUACUCUACCUGCUACAUAUCCUCAUCAGAUUCCUCUAGAGCUUCUUUCUUCUAUACAGAAGCCUCAGGUCGUCUCUUGGCAGCAAAAAGAGAACGUCCCUUCAGUUUCUGUUGGGUUGGAUUCGUCAGUCCAUUGCAAGGACCAGUUAAAGCAAUGUAGGGCGUCAUCAUCAACCCUUGAUUUUGUGGUACAUGGUGACAAGCAACAGCAGAAAUCUUCAAGUGCAGAUGUUUUUCAGCAAAUUCUGUUGGGACAUGAGUCACUGAACCGGGUUGAGCAUUCCCAGAUUCUCAAAGGGUAUCCACUGCAGGUGCUGAAUAAGAAUGCCAAAAAUACGGAUGUAGAUACAAAAAGUGGUGAGGAAUCUUCUAAGGUCCAAAGCUUCUCUAAGAUGGAAAGGAAAUCCCAACAUAGCCAGUACAUGCAGGAACUAUACCAUGAAAAGUGCAAUAGUUCAAGAUUUACCCAUUCAGUGGCUGAGCUCCCACUUCUGCCAAAGGGUCAAGAACCAUCUCCAAUUGAUCAUCCAAGGCCUCAUUCUUGGAGUAGCUCAGAUACAGAAGAACAGUCACGAAGAACUGGAGAUGUCAAACUAUUUGGUCAGAUACUGAGCCAUCCGACUCCUGCUUCAAAGCGAAAUUCAAGUUCUCCAGAGAACAAUGAAAAUGGGGCAUCGUCCAAACUAGGCAGCAGUUCAUUCAACUUGAAGUCUACUUCCAAUCAUGCGGUUGAUGGAGUUGCAGUUUCAAUAAAGCUUGAUAAUAGCAAUUAUUCGGGAUUGGAAGAUUUUCCAGCGAGGAGUCAUGGUUUCUGGGAUGGGAGCAGAAUACAGACUGGGCUUUCGUCGCAACCAGAUUCUGCUAUGCUAUUGGCAAAAUAUCCAGCAGCAUUCGGUGAUUAUUCAGCACCAUCCUGCAGGGUAGGGAAGCAACCAGUGCCAGUUGUCAAGAGGAAUGACCUGAACAUGGGUUGUGUGUCAGUAUUUCCAACGAAGGAUUUAGAUGGAAUUGGAGGUUUGGCAGAUUAUCAGGCAUACAGAAGCUAUGAUGGAACGAAGUUACAGCCAUUUACGACAGUGGAUGUGAAGGGACAUGGCAUAUUCUCGGAGCUGGAGAAGAGGAAUGGAUUUGAAGUGACUAGUUUUCAACAACAGGGAAGAAGUGUUGUGGGUGGAGGGAUCCUUGUUGGAGGGAAUUGUCCAGGCGUUUCAGAUCCGGUGGCAGCAAUAAAAAUGCAUUAUGCCACCUCUGAACGCCAACGGUAUAGUGGGCAGGCUCAGGCUAGUAGUAGUAGUAGUACGAGGGAAGAUGAAUCGUGGCAUGGCGGAGGAGACCUAGGAAGAAGGUAAACAGACUUGGUUAAUCAAUCUAUCGUAGGUGGGAUUUUGCGGCGCUUGUUUUUUUUUGUCGCUCUCUGUAUUAUAAUAGCUUUGCAACCUCUCUCAAUGAAAAUGGGCUGAUUUUACUUCCGUCUUUCUCA